AUGGCGGGUCUCCUCUGCUGCGGGCGCGCUCUGCGCCGGGCGGCGGGGGCGGCCUGGCCCCUGGGCGGGAGCGCGAGGCGCCUGAGCCGGGAGCAGAGCGGGGCCGGAGAGGCGCCCAGCAUGGAUGCCAAGCCCAGGAAAACAACCCAAAUCCCCAAGUUAUACACGAAAACAGGAGACCAAGGGUUUUCCAGCACAUUCACUGGAGAGAGGAGAGCAAAAGAUGACCAGAUCUUUGAUGCCCUGGGAACACUCGAUGAACUGAGUUCAGCCAUAGGGCUAAGUGCUGAAUUUGGCAGUGAAGGAGGUCACUCGUUUGUGCAGGAACUUCACCAGGUCCAGUGUGCGCUGCAGGACGCCGGCUCCAACGUGGCAACUCCCAUAUCCUCAGCCAGGGAGUCACAUUUAAAGCGAACGUCGUUCAGUGAAAAGCCCAUUCUGGAGCUGGAGGCCUGGAUCGAUCACUACUCUGAGCAGCUUCCGCCACUCACAGCUUUCAUUUUACCCUCUGGCGGCAAAAGCAGCACUGCUCUCCAUCUCUCCAGAGCCAUCUGCCGCCGAGCCGAGAGGUGUGUGAUUCCUUUGGUGAAAAUGGGAGAAGCAGAUGCAGACGUGGCCAAGUUUUUGAACAGACUGAGCGACUACUUAUUUGUUCUUGCCCGCUAUGCUGCAAUGAAGGAAGGGAAGCAGGAGAAGAUCUACACCAGAACGGAGUAAGGAGCAGAGGCCCUCUGAUGCAAGAGCUGGACUGCCAGGCUUUCAGACAGAGGACUGGACAAGAUGGAAGAUUGCUUGCAGUUUCAAACUGAGCUCUUGAAA
This is a messenger RNA of Podarcis raffonei (Aeolian wall lizard), 819 nucleotides long. RefSeq names its product metabolism of cobalamin associated B (gene MMAB). The coding region runs from base 1 to 717 and encodes 238 amino acids. Lineage: Eukaryota; Metazoa; Chordata; Lepidosauria; Squamata; Lacertidae. The transcript is spliced from 9 exons. The record is from RefSeq and is a predicted model, not a curated record. Gene Ontology annotation, molecular function: corrinoid adenosyltransferase activity.